AUGGAAAAUCUGAAAAGAAGAAGGCUUGAUGUGAAGGACAAGUGCAUUUUCUGUAAAGACAAUGUGGAGGAUAUGCAACAUGCCCUACUACAUUGUCCUAGUAUUCAAGCUCACUGGUCUAAGUAUCUGCCUAUGGGUUUUUGGUUUAGAAGGAACAAGAUGAUGCAUGAGAAGGUUUGCAUGGAUCCUGCCCAGGUGACUGAUUUUGUGUUUUCAAUGAAGAAGGUGCCUCAUAACAGAAGACAAAUCCCAACCCCCAAGCAGCAGCCAAGCCAUCAAUGGCUUCCACCACCUGUAGGCUCCUGCAAACUCAAUGUAGAUGGUGCUAAGUUCAAUGAUCAAAAGAAGGCUGGGGUAAGGAUUAUUCUUAGAGAUUUCAGUGGGGAUGUUGUGCUGGCAACUAGCAAAAGGGAAGAAGAAGUCGCUGAUCCAUCCACUGUUGAAAUCCUUGCUAUGUUUAGGGGGUUGCAGAUAUGUGCUAAUAUGGGAAUUCAAAACCUCAUCCUUGAGAAUGAUUGUUUAAUGAUGAUAUCUAAGCUACAAACAAAUAGUGAUUCUUUUGUCCAUCAACGAGUGUUAGUGCAGGAGACUAGAAGACUAAUGCAACUAUUCCAAAAUUGUAGUGCUCAACAUGUCAAUCAUCUUGGUAAUGAGGUUGCUCAUAGGCUAGUUAAACAUGCGUGGAAUGUUGAAGAAAGUUGGUGA
Molecule: messenger RNA, 705 nt
Organism: Carya illinoinensis
Lineage: Eukaryota; Viridiplantae; Streptophyta; Magnoliopsida; Fagales; Juglandaceae
Exons: 2
Coding region: 1-705 (234 amino acids)
Molecular function (GO): nucleic acid binding; RNA-DNA hybrid ribonuclease activity
Source: RefSeq, a predicted model, not a curated record